This is a messenger RNA of Nakaseomyces glabratus, 1764 nucleotides long. RefSeq names its product Ssh4p (gene SSH4). The record is from RefSeq and is a predicted model, not a curated record. Gene Ontology annotation, biological process: protein transport to vacuole involved in ubiquitin-dependent protein catabolic process via the multivesicular body sorting pathway. Gene Ontology annotation, molecular function: protein binding. NCBI's taxonomy places the organism in Eukaryota, Fungi, Ascomycota, Saccharomycetes, Saccharomycetales, Saccharomycetaceae. Gene Ontology annotation, cellular component: endoplasmic reticulum.
AUGCCGUUAAUACCUGACUCUAUACAGUCGAUAGGGGUUUUUCAUGUGGAUGACCCUUUCAACCCUAUGCCAGAUCCAGGUGAUGCUGAUCCUGAGACUGUCGCUUUUGCAUUUUUUAUAGGAAUUGCGGUUGUAUUUUCACUGUUAUUGAUUACAUUAGUAUGUACUGCUGCUUAUCUAGUUUGUACCAGCUCUUACGAAGGUGAAUACGAUGAAGAAUUAGCUAAUAAUGGAGAUGGUAGUAGACGUGGUAUCUUGAAUUUCCGACCAUUGUUUGGUAAGAAGAACUCAAAUGGUUUGCUAUUAGAUUCUAAUUUUACUAAUCCAGGCGAAUUUGAUGACAACGAGGAGUUUAUCGAGCGGGAACGUGAAGCGCUAAUAAAGAUGUCACCAUUUGAAGUAGAUUCUUAUAUGAGAGCCAAAGAAUUUCAGAUAGUGUCGCCACCUGCUGUCCAAGAGUUUGGUACGUACCUUGACUCAAAAGAUUUGCAGAUGAUUAAAGAUAGAGGCAUACAGAGCUACUAUUUCAUUCCUAGUAUUAAUGACAAUGUCGAUAAAAGUGGCCAUUUUUUGCCAAGCUUUUUAGUACAAGAUAAAUUAGAGGUAGAAUUUACCAGAUGGAAUAAAAGUUCUUCAGCAGUGCUCAACUAUCCAUUACCAUACAACAAAAAGGAUGCUGUUUAUUUUGAAGUAAAAGUUUACAAUCAUAAACCCAACUCCAAUUCUAUAUUCAGUAUUGGUUUGGUGACUGUUCCUUACCCAUAUUUCAGGAUUCCCGGAAUGUGUAAAUUUUCUAUUGCUUAUGAGUCAACUGGUAAGCUAAGGAUUAAUGACCCAUUCUUUCCUAGCACCUUGCUACCUAAAUUAGUUGAAGGAGAUGUAGUUGGUUUUGGGUAUAGGUUCAAGACAGGUACUAUAUUCAUUACGCACAAUGGUAAGAAAUUGAUGGAUGUUACACAAAAUGUCAGUGUUGAGCUUUUCAUAGCACUAGGCGCAAUGAAUGCUUCAUAUACCCGAACGUACACAAAAGAUGGCUUACUCGAGGAUCCAGACAACAUUGAACUAAGAAAUGCUCUAGCAGAAGGGAGGGAACUCAAACUCAGCAAAGAUAUUCAAAAUCCUCAUAACCCAAUGGAUGAGACAAAAUGGGACAUAAUUGACUCAGAUGAGAUCGAGCUUCAUGUAAAUUUAGGACAAACAGGAUUUGUUUUCAUAGAAGCAAAUGUCAAGAAGUAUGGUUUUGGGAGUGUUUUCGGGGAAAUAGGAAUACCUCCAGCUUAUAAUCCCAAUGAUAUACAAAAAGACAAACUGAUACAAAAAGGGGAAGAACUACCUCCCCAAUAUCCUGAGGAUACAGAGAAUUUUGGGUUAUUUGGUAAUCUAAAAAUUAAGAGUCACAUAAAAAACCCAUUGAAAGAAGUUAGUAGUAAUCCUUCUGCUCCAGAAUUAAUCCAAAAAAAGCUCAAGACACCUAUCGUGAAGACUCCAAAAGUCGGAAUAUAUGAAUUUACCACCCCAAUUGACAGAAAGAGGGAAACGAAUAUGCAGCCAUCAAUAAACCCUCCUGUUUAUGAAAUUAACGAUACUAGACAAUCUUCUCCGGAAAUUACGAAUGAAACGAUAUCAAAUGAAGAAACAGUAUCAAGCUCCUCUAAGGCAGAGCCGGCUUUGCAACAUGGGCAAUCAAAUAAAACACCAAAUAAACGGCAAAAUAAGAAGACGAAGCAAAGAAAAAACAAAAAGAAAGGAAAGAAAAAUAAAUAA